ACGCAGACACACUAUCAGCGGAGCAGCCCUGAGGGUAUAAAAGAGUAGUGGGCAGAAGUCUGGAGUGAGUAAAGUUUCUGGAGACUGCAGACAUGCUCAGGUUUCUGUUGUUGACCUCUCUCGCAGCCCUCGUGCUGGCUGAGCUGGAGCCCCAGCCCAGGUAUCUGGAGGAUGGCAGCGCUGAGGAGAGAGUAGUGGGAGGUGAGGUGGCGAGACCCAACUCCUGGCCCUGGCAGAUCUCUCUUCAGUUCAAGUCUGGCAGCAACUUCCACCACACCUGUGGAGGAACCCUGAUCAGGAGAGGAUGGGUCAUGACCGCUGCUCACUGUGUGGACAGGUCCAGGACUUGGCGUGUUGUUCUUGGAGAUCACAACAUCAACUCCCAUGAGGGCAAAGAGCAGUACAUGAGUGUGAGCCGCGUCUACAUCCACCCCAACUGGAACUCCAACAACGUUGCUGCAGGAUGGGACAUCGCUCUGCUGCGUCUGUCCUCCGAUGCUUCUCUCAACAACAACGUGCAGCUUGGCGCUCUGCCUCCCUCCGGCCAGGUUCUGCCCCACAACAACCCCUGCUACAUCUCUGGAUGGGGUCGCACCCAGACUGGAGGUCAGCUGUCUGCCCAGCUCAAGCAGGCCUACCUGCCUACUGUUGACCACAAGACCUGCUCCAGCUACGGAUGGUGGGGCAGCACCGUGAAGAACUCCAUGGUUUGCGCCGGUGGCGGCAAAGAGUCCGGUUGCCAGGGUGACUCCGGCGGCCCCCUGAACUGCAGCGUCAACGGCAAGUGGGUCGUGCACGGUGUGACCAGCUUCGUGUCAUCCUCCGGAUGCAACGCCCACAAGAAGCCCACCGUCUUCACCCGUGUCUCCGCCUACAUCAGCUGGAUGAACGGCAUCAUGGGUUGAGAGGGACGAUCUCCAUGGAAACGAGAGAAAACUCUGGAUUCUCCUCAAUUUCUAACCUCAACAGAAUAAAACAUCAUUCAAU
Salarias fasciatus (jewelled blenny) is the source of this 987-nucleotide messenger RNA. RefSeq names its product elastase-1-like. NCBI's taxonomy places the organism in Eukaryota, Metazoa, Chordata, Actinopteri, Blenniiformes, Blenniidae. The record is from RefSeq and is a predicted model, not a curated record. The coding region runs from base 93 to 905 and encodes 270 amino acids. Gene Ontology annotation, biological process: proteolysis. The transcript has 8 exons. Gene Ontology annotation, molecular function: serine-type endopeptidase activity.